CCGAGUCGGAGAGUGCGGGAAGCAUGGUGCAGCGCGUUUCCAUCGGCUCCGACCUCAAGCUGGUGACGACAGAGGACCGGCCCGCGAGCCCCGAGGUGGCCGCGCUCGCGGUGCUCCUCCGGCGCAGGAGCGGCGGCUCCCUGCUGCGGGGGUGGCGGAGGUACUUCGACCCCGCCGGCGCCGCGCAGGUGCGCCGCCAGGAGUUCCUGCAGGGCUGCAAGGAGGUGGGGGCGCCACACCUGGCGAAGCCGAUCUGGCAGCAGCUGAGCUUGGAGGGAAGGAGGCUGGCGUUCUCUUCGCUCUUCCCGACGGAGCAGGCGCGCCUGGAUAGCUUUGCGGCGCUCCUCCUCCCAGCCGCGGGGGUCGAUCUCGGCUGUGUCUGGGAGCGCCUCGACACCCAGCGCAAGAACAGGCUCCAGCUCCAAGAGUUCGAGGCGGGCAUGAGCACGCUCGGGCUGAAGGGAAGCGUGAAGCCCUUGUUCGAGGGUAUCGCGCAGAGCCCUCCCCACAUCUUUGUCUUCAGGGAGGACUUCCUGUACCUCAGGCUCUUCCUCUGUCGCUGGCUGCAGGGCCUGCCGGGGGGCGUCGACGGCACGCUGGCCGACCUGCUCGGCCACGUGCGGCAGAACAUGGUCGGCCCCGAGGACCUCCUGGCGCGCCUCGGCCUCGGCGAGGACGAGGCCGUCGCCGUGGACGAGUUCGCGGCCCGUCUCAGCCCGAAGAAGAGAAGGUGCUUGGCCAACAGGGGCACUGGCACCGAGGUGCGCGCCCGCGAGCUGGCGUCGCUGCUCAACGCCGGGGACCGCAGGUCCCCGGCGCGCCCCGGCCGCUCGCCCCGCUCGCCGAGCGGCGACGGCCCGAGGAGCGGCAGCCCGCCCCCGAGGGCCCCCGCGCGCGCGGCCUGGCCGCCGGAGGCGCCGCCGAGCGGCGAGGGCGCCCGCGGGGACGUCGGGCGCUGGGACGGCGGCGUCCGGGACCUCGCGGUGCUGAACAGAGGGGUGCACCGGUCGCAGCGCACCUACUUCGACCCGCACGCCUCCGCGCCCUCGCUGCUCGGCUGCCUGGAGCAGGACGCGCCCCCCGUGGCGCAGGGCGCCGCCGACGACGAGGUGCCCCUGGUCGCGUUCCCACUCGCAGGGCGAAGCGCCGCGACGUGCUCCCAGACCUCGCUAGGGUCGGCGGCCCUGCAGCGCUCGCGCACCUCGCUCGGGCCGAGGUGCUCGGCCGCGCAGCCGGAGGCGCCGGCCGUGCAGCGGCCGGCAGCUCCCCCCUCCUGCCCUGCCCCCUCGCAGACCUCGCACACCUCUCCGGGGCCGGCGGCCCUGCCGGGGUCGCCGCCGCCGGCGCGGGGCGGGCCGCCCCGGUUCCGGAUGCUCCACUUCGAGGCCACCAAGCUGAGGGGCGGGCUCAGCGGGUACAGGGCCAGGAUCGAGGCCCUGGUGUUCUACUUCCGCGGGGAGCCCCAGGAGGCGACGGUGGUCAGCAAGGUGCCCUACAUCGUGUCCUUCAGCAGACCCACGCAGGUCGACGAGUUCAGGUUCAGAACGGAGAACGACGACCCGCGCCUCGACAUACUCCAAUGGCACCUGUCCGGCUCUCCCGACGGCAGCAUGUGGCGAGACAUCCACAGCCAGGUAGAGGACCGCCCCGGAGCCGCCAGCGGCCGCAUCGUGCGGCAGCACCUCCUCGGCGGCGAGGACCACGACAUGCUCAGGGUGUACGUCGUCGGGGCUUCGGGCCUGAAGAAUUGCGCGACCUCCAAGCAGCGCGGCACGUCGGACCCGUACUGCACGGUGUGGGUCGACACGAAGCCUGGCACGAAGGCCCACACGGAGGUGGUCGCGAGCUCCCUGUCGCCGGAGUGGCGGGCGCGGCUGGAGGUCCCGUGUUUCCAGGCGGGCGACGACCUGCGCAUCAUGGUGAGGCACUCGAGGUUCGGGGCGUCCGCCAAGACGUCGAAGGAAGACGUCCUCCUGGGCCAGGCCCGCCUCCCCUCCGACAGCUUCCUGCCCCACGGCUUCGACGGGUGCGUGGACCUGGAGCAAGGGGCGGGCCGCGUCCGCCUGCACGUGCGGGCCCUCCGGGAGGCGUGCAUCUCGCCGGUGCACAGGCACGCCACGGCGAGCGAUCCCCUGGAGCUCUGGCUGUGCGACACCAUGGUCACUUGCUGAGUGAACGGCUUUGCUCGUGGUUCCGGGCUGUGUCUCCUGCCCUUCCAGA
Molecule: messenger RNA, 2220 nt
Organism: Prorocentrum cordatum
Lineage: Eukaryota; Dinophyceae; Prorocentrales; Prorocentraceae
Source: the annotation of a GenBank genome assembly